Molecule: messenger RNA, 2134 nt
Organism: Girardinichthys multiradiatus
Lineage: Eukaryota; Metazoa; Chordata; Actinopteri; Cyprinodontiformes; Goodeidae
Gene: serpinf2a
Product: serpin peptidase inhibitor, clade F (alpha-2 antiplasmin, pigment epithelium derived factor), member 2a
Exons: 9
Coding region: 160-1629 (489 amino acids)
Biological process (GO): negative regulation of endopeptidase activity
Molecular function (GO): serine-type endopeptidase inhibitor activity
Source: RefSeq, a predicted model, not a curated record
AGAGUUAAUUAUUAACCACUAACAUGGGGGUGGCAGUUGUUGGGUCCGCACACUACACUGAACAGCCUGCAGAAAACUGACCACAUCUGGAUUUACUUUUUUUUAUUCUCUGUUUUUAGUCUCCUCUUCUCAAACUAAGUCCAGGCUGGACUUCUGGAAAUGAAGCUGUGCGUUCUUCUACUGCUGCUGUGUCUCAGUCGCCUGGGACUGACUGAAGAACCCACUACAGCAGCUCCUGAAGUCUCUGUGGUCACAGAGGAAGAAGAGGAGAAAAAUGUUCCUAACUGUGGGAGAACAUUCAGCCACGAGGAACACAGGGUGAUAGGGGGCAUUAUAGAGCAGUUGGGGUUGAAGAUUCUGGAGAAGCUCCCUAUCAGCUCACAGCAGCCCAAUGUCAUCCUCUCCCCUCUCAGCCUGGCUUUUGCCCUUGCUCACCUCAGCUUAGGUUCCCGCAACGAAACAGAGAAGCUUCUCCUGCAGAGUCUUCAUGCCCACAACUUGCCAUGCUUUCAUCAUGUCCUGGGAAGCUUUCUACCUCAUUUAACCCACACGUCACUGGAGGUGGCAGCACGCAUGUACUUGAGGCCAGGAUUUGAAGUGAAGUUGUCGUUUGUUGAGGAAUCUCUGGCCAGGUACCGGUCCAAGCCUUUUCCUCUGGUCUCAGUGGACGAGGUCAACCAAUGGGUGGAGAACGUCACCAAUGGGCACAUCCCCAACUUCCUGGAGAGCAUUCCACAUGACGUGGUGUUAAUGCUCAUGAAUGGUGUUUACUUCAAAGGUGAAUGGAAGACCCAGUUUGACCCUCAGGUGACCUCAAAGGGAGUGUUUUACCUCGACAGCCAGAAUUCAGUUUCAGUGGACAUGAUGAAGUCUGUCCAGUAUCCUCUACGCCUGAUGGACGACCCUCAGCUGCAGGCGCAGGUUGCCAGCUUCCCCUUCAAAGGAAACACCAGCUUCCUAGUCGUCCUUCCCAGAGGAAAUGUGUCAUCCGUGCUUCCCAAAUUAAAUAUCUCUGACCUCUUCAGUCGUCUACCUCAAGAAAAAUCAAUGCUGGUCAACUUACCCAAGGUGAAGCUCCAAUAUCGGCAGGAGCUCAAGGAGGCGCUGACCAGCAUGGGCCUUGGUUCCCUGUUUUUGGGUCCGGACCUCUCUGGUAUUUCUGACCAGCCCCUCAGGGUCUCGAGCGUCCGUCAUGCCACCACCAUGGAGCUCAGUGAAGAAGGUGUAGAAGCAUCCGCCACCACUGUUGUGACCGCUAUGCGCUCCAUCUCCCUCUUCUCUGUAAACUCCCCUUUCCUGUUUGCCCUUGUUGAUGACCUCUCUCUGGCCCCUCUUUUCAUGGGCGUUGUCACAAACCCCGCCCCAAACAAUGACCCCAUGCCUAACGACGACCCCAACGGUAACAACACCAUGAACGACCAACCUGCAACUGAGACAGCCACAAAAACAGACCUAAAGGUUGAGCACAACAAGUUGCCAGCAGGGGGCAGCACUGUUCAUUCCUGCAGUGCCCCUGGUGGUGGAAAGGAGCAGUUGCAGCAGGUCAGUGAACAAGAUGGCAGCAAUAGUAAGCAUCAGACACAAGCAGAUGAACCCUGCUCCAAACCAGACAACUUUGUAUCAGCCUGAAAAAUUAAUAUUAAAGAAAUUAUGCAACAUCUGUUCUGAUAAAGCUCUUUGCUGACUUAGAUUAGAGCACUGACACCAAUGUCAUUUUCUUAGGUCAAUAGAACCAACAACUGGUUAGCUACUGUUACGAGAUAAAAGACUGGAUGACAAGUUCUACCUUGUAAACUUUCUAAAAGCUCACUUUUUAGCACUUCUGUAUAACAUUUGUUUAAUUUCUCACUCUGUGAGACAGAAGAUGGACUCAUGAAGUGGUCCAAAAAUAUUGUAGUAUUAGCAAAAAACACAAUAUCCUGCUUUUAUACAGGUCAGUAAACAGAUAUUUUUUAUGAUUUACAUUUUCUGUUUGUAGUAUAGUUUGUUCCUAAUUAAAUCUCAAAAAUAAAAAACAGCAUCUGAGACAAAUAUUGUGCAGCACAGAUUUUUUAACUGCUGAGGUUUUAUCUACCAUGUUCACGCUUUAACUGGAUUAUCAAUAAAUGUGAAAUAAACUUACUGUUGGAAACAG